GAUCUCAGCGGGCGUGGCUUCCCCGUGCGCAGCCUCCUCGCGUGUCCGUCCGGCCCUAUCGAGCCUCCGGCGCUCGACUGCUGGUGUCUGGCGGAGACAGCAUGGCGGCGGGGGCGGCCGAGGCAGGCGAGGCAGCCGUGGCAGUGGUGGAAGUCGGCUCUGCCCAGCAGUUUGAAGAGCUACUGCGCCUCAAAACCAAGUCACUCCUUGUGGUUCAUUUCUGGGCACCAUGGGCUCCACAGUGUGUACAGAUGAACGAUGUCAUGGCAGAGUUAGCUAAAGAACACCCUCAUGUUUCAUUUGUGAAGCCUCCAGGCAUCUUUUGAAAUGUGCAACAAAAUAAAAACCUCUGAACCUGUUUUGACACUGCAGACUCCGUGGAUGACAUGCCAGCCCACUGGAAGCCGAAGCUGUUCCUGAAGUAUCUGAAAAAUAUGAAAUUAGCUCUGUCCCCACCUUCCUGUUCUUCAAGAAUUCUCAGAAAGUCGACCGGUUAGAUGGUGCACAUGCCCCAGAGUUGACCAAAAAAGUCCAGCGACACGUGUCUAGCGGAGCCUUUCCUCCUAGUACUAAUGAACAUCUUAAAGAAGACCUCAGCCUUCGCCUGAAAAAGCUGACUCACGCUGCCCCCUGCAUGCUGUUCAUGAAGGGAACACCUCAAGAACCACGCUGUGGUUUCAGCAAGCAGAUGGUGGAAAUCCUUCACAAACACAAUAUUCAGUUCAGCAGCUUUGAUAUCUUCUCAGAUGAAGAAGUUCGACAGGGGCUCAAAACGUACUCUAAUUGGCCCACCUAUCCUCAGCUCUAUGUUUCUGGAGAGCUAAUAGGAGGACUUGACAUAAUUAAGGAGCUGGAAGCAUCAGAAGAGCUGGACACGAUCUGUCCCAAAGCACCCAAGUUAGAGGAAAGGCUCAAAGUGCUGACCAAUAAAGCUUCCGUGAUGCUCUUUAUGAAAGGAAACAAACAGGAAGCAAAAUGUGGAUUCAGCAAACAAAUUCUGGAAAUACUGAAUAGUACUGGGGUUGAAUAUGAAACUUUUGAUAUACUGGAAGAUGAAGAAGUGCGUCAGGGAUUAAAAACGUUCUCAAAUUGGCCAACCUACCCUCAGCUGUAUGUGAGAGGGGAUCUUGUUGGAGGAUUGGAUAUUGUCAAGGAACUGAAAGACAACGGUGAAUUGCUGCCUAUACUGAAAGGAGAAAAUUAGUGAACAUAAGCAUGGUGUCCAAGGACUGCAAGAAGUAACUAAUUACCUUGGAACAGUUGAUGAUUUGGUCCUGAGAAGUGGACUAACAGUAGAGAUACAACACACUCAGCCAUGCUCGAUGCGCUUCAAAAGGUGUGCUGAAGAAACAUGCUACGUUCUCUACGAAGCAGAGAAGGCAAUAAACUCUUCAGACUCAGCUAAAAAUGAUUGCGUGUAGAAUGUCUCUGUAGUGAUGCUUGUGUGUAGCAUGUCUGUGUAAACUUAUAAUCGCUGUCACUAAUUCCUUUAAAUCCCUUUCUUAACACAUGGACCUCCUGUAGCACUUAGGGAAGGCCUCUUACAAGCAGUGUGCUUUAGUGCUCAGCUAACUCCUGUACCAGUCCAAUAGCUCCCCUCACUGGCCAGAGGACGCCUCACAGCCUGGAAAAUGCAACCCAAAAGUUUAUCCUGCAGAAAGCCAGAUGUUGUACCAAUAUCCAGAAGAGGGAGCAGUAGCGACCAAAGGGGAAGCACCCUUCAGUCUUCAUUGCAAUGAAUAUACUAAUUUUGCCUUCCAAUAGGCAGAGAAUAUUCUAAAAGUCAUGGAAAAUUUAAAUGUAGUUUUUCCACCCUGACUUGUUCCAGUAAGCUUUGCUGCACAAGCCUUUCUUAGGAUUUCUGACUUCACAGCUGUGGGAUCUGGGUAUUGGCUGCCUGUGGGAUGUUCUUAAAUGAUCAUGGCCUGCUGAUCUGGGCUGUGAGGCAUUGCGCAGUGAAAAGGAAAGCAGUGUUUGCCGGUAAGUGGGAUGAAAGCGGCCAAGGUCGGAGUGUGAAUCCAGCCUCUGUAGAACUCGGGGACUGCUGCUGCCUUGUAGCCUGGGUCCUGUUGCUUAAGGUGGAGGGAUCGAAACAGCACAAGCUUAGAGGUGGUUGGGGCCUGGCUUCCUAGGGUUAGGAUGCCUAUGAGGGCCUUUAGGGAAAACAAGACUCUUCAUUUCCACUGAGAGAAAACCAUUGAGUAGGUAAAACUUUUACAUUCGUGUAGAUGUAAAUAUCUCUUGAGUUCUUAUCAAGGCUUCCUGUGUGCCUCAUGGAGGUCUGACCAUAUUCGUUACUUCCCUGUUGCUGAGCUAAAACACUGGGACCAAGGCAGUUUCUAGAAGAAAGUUACUUAUUUGGUCUGGGAGAUAAACAUAGUAAGCCAUAGGAACAAGAGAGAGCACGAGAGAGAGAGAAAGAGAGAGAGAGAGAGAGAGAGAGAGAGAGAGAGAGGGAGGAGGGGGAGGGAAGGAGGAAGGGAGUGGAGAGGGAGGGGGAGGGGGGGAAGAAAAGCAUGCAUGAGAGAAAGUAUAUGGUCAAUGGCUUAAAUGGUGCAAGUUAAAACUCCAGUGACAUCCUCAAACAAGGCCACCUAAACCUCCCAAGCAGCAUCCUCAGCAGGAGGAAGUCUUCAGAACCCGGAGACUAUGGGGGGCAUUUUUUAUUCAGACCAUCUGUAGGAAGACUGGCUUUCUUUGGUCUCGCAAACGGAAAUUAUUUGUACAAGGCCUUUGCCAUUUUUAUUUUUAUUUUUUGUCUGCCAGUGCCUCCUGUCCUAUUCCAUUAUCCUCACCCCUUAUGCUUUGUGUUCCAGUUUCUUUUCUGUUGUGAGAGAACACCCUGACAGAAA
Messenger RNA from Mus musculus (house mouse), 2852 nucleotides. RefSeq names its product glutaredoxin 3 (gene Glrx3). The record is from RefSeq and is marked validated. Bases 635 to 1204 code for a protein of 189 amino acids. The transcript has 12 exons. Gene Ontology annotation, cellular component: cytosol; cell cortex; Z disc. NCBI's taxonomy places the organism in Eukaryota, Metazoa, Chordata, Mammalia, Rodentia, Muridae.